Molecule: messenger RNA, 687 nt
Organism: Aspergillus saccharolyticus JOP 1030-1
Lineage: Eukaryota; Fungi; Ascomycota; Eurotiomycetes; Eurotiales; Aspergillaceae
Exons: 1
Source: RefSeq, a predicted model, not a curated record
AUGAACAAUCAGAUUAUUCAGCAAUCUGAUAGAAUCCUACAAUUGAAUCAGUCAUGUGACUGGAUUCUAUGGAUUAAUCAAAUUCGACUAUUCGCAAUCAACAAAGGGAUAUGGGAAUUGGUGAACCCGGAACUGCCAACCGAGCCCGCCUACCCAAUCCGGCCUAGCGCCAUUAGUGUGAAACAGAUAAAAUCAUCAGCAAAUUCAAUAAUCGACUUAAAUGAAUCAGACCGCCUGCUAUAUCAGGAAGCCAAGCAGGACUACCACCAGAACCUCAAGGAAUUCAAUGAAACUGCUUCAGGACUAGCCUCAUUGAGUCUAUUGAUUAAUUCUACAUUGAGCAAGCAAAAUCAGCACGCUAUACUCAAUUUGGAAAAGCCCUAUCAAAUCCUUCGAGCCCUACGAAACCGCCUAGCACCAACCAACCAAUCAAGGAAGCGAGAUCUCAUAAAUCGAUAUCACCGCCUCAGGACCUCAACAAAGGGUCCUAUUGAGAGCCAUAUUAGUCAAUGGGAAUUGAUAUAUUCUGAAGCAGUGGAGCUUCAAAUUAGUGAGGUUAAGGAGCCAAUCAGAGUGCUUUUUGACUUCCUUGAAUCAAUUCAUGAAACAAUGGGCACCUUUGCAUCAAUAUGGCAGUCCAGGCUUAUUGAAAUUGAAAACAGUCAAGAAGAAAUCCCUGACUUCCUU